GUAAAUAACACGCAUGCGCAGUGGCCUCAAAUUUGGCGCAAAAGCAAACGGACAGCUCAAAUUUUUAACGAAUUAAAUAUCCCAGGAGGUCCACAGAAGUUAUAGCUAACAUGGAUACAAAGAAAACGAGCUCUGUUUUGGAUGUUUCAACCAAUAAAGACUCUUCGAUAUCUAUUACUCCAAAAUUGCGAAAAUCAGUAGACGGUAUAUCAAGAAAUGCGAACUUCACGCCCUCUUCGAUGGAAAAACUAAAGCGAGUAAGAUACAGUUUUGAAAGCUCCGGAAAGACUCCCCUAAAACGUCGAAAUCAGAGUAAAGAGGAAAGCAAUUCAAAGGGAAACCCUUCUUUACAUAUUCAUACAGACGAAUCAGAGUACGUUGUUGGCAAUGGUAUUGAUGACAUAAACUUUUCACCUUGUCAGUUAACACAUAAUUCUUCUCUAAAUAUGUCAUUUAAUGAUAGCUUUCAUAGAACCAUUUGGAAAAACAGUGAAAAACUGUUUCCUAGCAAUGAUAGGAAAGGUUCUCUAGCCGUUAUGUUUGUAGAUAAGAAAUCUUCCAAAGUUCUUACUUGCAAUGAAAAAUCUUAUGAACUUUUAGAAUGUACAGAAAAUGAUCUUAUUGACUGCAAAAUUAAUGAUGUUUUAAAAUCUUUCGAAGAAACCAGCAAAAAAAUCGUACAAAUAAAAACUUUCAAAGGAGAAGAUCUAUCAGUUUGUCUGUGGGUUAGAAAAUUGGCAGAAGGAUUUUUAGUCAUGAUGGAAAAAGUUCAAUGCAUAACAGGUAACUUAACUUUGAACAAAGACAAAGAAAUUGUUUAUGUUGAUGAAGAAAUUGGCGUCUUGUAUGGAUCCAGUGAGGAACUUUUGGGCACACACAUUAAAAUGUUUCUACCUCAAUUUGAUAUGAACAAAAAUAUACAAUACACUUGCGGACUGUCUAUUGACGAUUUUGUUUUUCCUACGAGAUUGGAAAGAGUUGAUGAUAAGACUAUAAAAUUAGAGGCUUUUUUAUAUUUAACUGGGGUAGUUUCUGUCAACACAGAAGGUUCGAUCGUUAACAUUAACAAUCAUCUGGGCUCCAUUUUACUUGGCUAUAAGUCUUCAUCUGAACUGAGGGGAAAUCUCAUUAGUACUAUUUUGCCAGAGCUGUCUUCUGAUGAAAAUUCCACUAAUUUAAUGAGCGAUGUUUCAAGCGACAAAGUAGACAACAUCAUAGAAAAGUUGGACCAUAGUCUUAACAUUAAAAACAAUAUAAUGAUCGAGGAAGGUAGUUUUGGUGGUUUUGUAAGACAUGAUGAUGGAUCAUUUCUCCCUGUUAUGUAUGACAUUGAAAAAACAGAACAAGAUUUAUGGCUUAUAUGGAUAAAGUAUGGAGACGUACCAUAUUUUCACAGCUAUACAGACAAAGAUGCAUCUAAGUACUCUCUAAUUGAGGAGGUAAAUGAUGAAAAUGGAUUGUUUACGAAUAAAUUUGAAUCAGAUAGAAAAUUCAAUGAUAAUUAUGAAGUUUUAGAACAAAUAGGCAAAGGAGCUUUUGGAUAUGUUUUUAUAGCCCGACAAUUAUCAACGGAUGCCAAAGUUGUUGUGAAAAAGAUAAAGAAGGAAAAAGUUUUAAGAAAAGGCUGGAUUAAAACUGAGAAAGGGUUUGAUCUACCUUUGGAAAUUGUUAUUUUAUUGAAAAUUCGCCAUAAUAAUAUUGUUCAUGCUUUAGAGGCAUAUGAAAGUGAAAAAUAUUUUGAAUUAAUAAUGAAGAAACAUGGUAAUGGUAUGGAUAUGUUUGAAUUAAUAGAGCAAGCGUCGUCAUACUCAAAACAUAAUUCUGGGCUUGAAGAACCUCUAGCAGCUUUUAUGUUCCGACAAAUAGCUUCAGGUGUUGCUUAUCUCCAUGAAAAGAAUAUCGUUCACAGAGAUAUCAAAGAUGAGAAUAUUAUAGUCGAUACUGCUGCUUGGACCCUGCAAAUUAUUGAUUUUGGAUCAGCUGCAACCAUAGCUGAUGGAAAAACCUUUGGCAGUUUUUGUGGAACUGUUGAAUAUUGUUCUCCAGAAGUUCUUUUGGGGAAGAGAUAUAGGGGACCGGAAUUGGACGCAUUUUCUCUGGGAGUCACACUAUACACCAUGGUUUACGGAGAAAAUCCUUUUGGAAAUGCUGAGGAAACUAUUGAAUGCAUCGUCAGACCCCCAGUUCCUUCAUCUGAUAAGCUUAUAAGCUUGUUGCUCGGACUUUUAGCACCCAAUCCUAAAAACAGAAUGACAGCAUUUGAAGCCUCCAAUAAUUCAUGGUCAGUUCAAGAUGUGGACUUAAAUAAUUACCCUUCUGAGAAAGUGAUUGGUUCAUUUGAAUUUAGAGGAAAUACUGCUGGAGACUUUCGAAAAGACUCGUAUCAAACUCCCAUUCGAAACCGUAAAAAGAGUAAUAGCAAUCAAGAUGAAUGUAGGAAAGAGUUGUUUCGAAAAUCCUUUUAA
Molecule: messenger RNA, 2465 nt
Organism: Dimorphilus gyrociliatus
Lineage: Eukaryota; Metazoa; Annelida; Polychaeta; Dinophilidae
Source: the annotation of a GenBank genome assembly